This is a messenger RNA of Exophiala xenobiotica, 867 nucleotides long. RefSeq lists its product as uncharacterized. The transcript has a single exon. Lineage: Eukaryota; Fungi; Ascomycota; Eurotiomycetes; Chaetothyriales; Herpotrichiellaceae. The record is from RefSeq and is a predicted model, not a curated record. The coding region runs from base 34 to 552 and encodes 172 amino acids.
GGAAGAUAUACUGUGGUUAGAUCAAAAUCACCAAUGGCGCCAUCACGAGGGAGACACGGGAUCGAACUGACGCAUGAAAAUGAUGAAGUUGCAGUACAGCAGCAAUCCAAGUCUGCACUCAUCAAUGCAAAACGCAACUUGAAUUACCUCUUCUCCCCAACAACUGCGAACGUCGAUAAGCCAGCCCGCUUGCGUACAAGGGCUCUGCUGCGUACGUGUCGAUACAUUGGUCAAUUCAUCAUCUGGCGGCUCGUCCGUUGGGCAAAGUAUGCCGCUGUAGGGGCCCUUAUCGCUGCAGUCGGAGCGACGGCUUUCGGCGGCAUGAUUACUGGGGUUGGAUGGUUAGCUGCGCCCCCCACAUUCGGAGCGAGCAUCAUUGCAGCAAGUAUUUGGGGAGUUGGAAAAUUCGCAGCCCGCAAGUUGCACGGACGGUGGAAGAGAGAAGGCGGCGAUGUUGGUGCUGAGAUAAGGGAGAGGGCCGAGGACGAAGGGGCCGUCAGGAGAGAAGGAUCCUAUGGAAUCGACAUGGGACCAAGAGCUGUCCCUUGGUGAUGACAAGCAAGUCGCUCGUUGGAAUGGGUGUCUGCCUGCGAGCACAAGGUCGUGUCAGGACGCCUGAGAUGACGGGAGACACGGGUCAGUCGCCGACGCUGGAUGCACAUGCAAACACCGAAGAACAGGUGUCGAAAUGCGCAUGUGGUGAUUCUGAAGCUGCUGAAAGAUGCUGCCUAGCCAGAGCCAGGUGCAUCUCAACAUUUUUAAAAACAUAUGGUCUGCGUCAUGGUCCGAUGUAUAACACAGUUGUUGUGAAUGCACAUGUUAUAAGGCGGGGCGGGCCAGUAUCACAUGAUAAUAUCUAGAAUGUAG